GUUUUUUUUUUCUAAUACACAAUCAAUUGCAUGUAAGAACUAUUGUCCUCUGUUUAUUACAUUUAGGCAAAACCAGAGCUCAGAUGUCCUGUUGUAUGCUAUCCGGCAACCAAAUGACACUGCACAUGACAACGGCAAACAUUUAUUUUGAACAUCUGCGCCUAGGCUACAACCCCAACAUUUACAUGGCUCGCCAGUACAUCUGUAGAGUUCCAGUACAUGCUGACUCUCUGAAGAGUUCCUACAUCACUCUGACUUCUAAAGACUGCUCCACUGAUAUUCAAGAUUAUCUUUCAAUUAUUUAUCCAACCAGGGUACUGGGAGGAAUCGCCUUAUGUGGCAAAAUCGCACACAGUGGCGGACUCGAUCCUGAGAAAGUUAUUGAAUGGUUUGAGGUUCAACGAUUACUCGGGGUAGAUAAAGUUUUGAUAUUUGAUCUGGGAAAUCCAGAAACUUUAAAUCGAGUUUUCAGAUAUUACCAGAAUUUAGGUAUUCUAGAUCUGCAGCCCUACGAACUUCCCGGGGAGCCACAAAACAGAUCUCAUGAUGAAACCAUGGCCGUUUUAGAAUGUAGGCAAAGAUUGGCGGGCUACGAGUUCAUCAUCGGCCAUGAUGUGGAUGAGUUUAUUAUUCCAAGAAGGGACGAGACACUCAGAGACGUUUUCAAGAAACAGCUUCAAAGGGAACCCAGUGGAUCUGGGUUUUUCUUCUACACGCAGUUCUUCAUAACGACAUGGAAACCAACAAAUCCUGAAGAAGAUCUCAUGGUGAAACGUUACAGGAGGACUACAGAACCGUUAUGGGUAUCCUACAAAUACGUGUAUCUACCGUCGAGGGUAAAGGCUGCAACGACGCACAGGCUAUUUCCGUAUAAUCCCCCAUUCAACAGAUCAAGAGUUCCUCCAAGUGAUGCCGUUCUCCAUCAUUAUCGCCCUUGCAAGUUGGACUACUGGGGCAAUUGUUCUGUGAAAACAAUUAUUGAUAACACUAUGACAAGAUACCGUGACUUGGACGAACGAGUGGCCAGGGCGCGGGCAGCAACAUCGACCAAGCCACAGUGGAGCGGAUGA
This is a messenger RNA of Candidula unifasciata, 1070 nucleotides long. The record is from the annotation of a GenBank genome assembly. NCBI's taxonomy places the organism in Eukaryota, Metazoa, Mollusca, Gastropoda, Stylommatophora, Geomitridae.